GUCAUAAAUGACAGCAGCAAAAAACCAGCGACGGUGAAUAAAGGCGGAAUUAUUGCAAUUUGUAAAACACUCUUAUGUGCAAUUAUUGUUCAACUGUGAUUAAUUUCCGCAAGUAUGAUGUCAACGACAGAAGGAGAACUGGAUGUCGAGGUGUCCCAUGAACUUGAAGAUGGCGAGUUAGAGGAUUCCGACGUAGAAGAGGGCACGUACAUCCCUCUGACGCGUCCAGACACCUUUAACCCGCCGUCUUUAGUGAACAUGCAGAUACAGGAUGAGCAGAGUGACGAAGACACAGGGUUGGAAUCGUCGGGCUCUGAUACGGACGACGAACUGCGUCGACGCCCAAAACGCACUAAACUGAGGCCAAAACGUCCGCAGCCACAAGCGCAACCAGACAAGAAAGAGAAAUAUAACGUUUGGUGUAAAGCUUUGCAGGAGGAUCUGCUUACAGAAGAUAUGGUAAGCUGCGAUGUAACAAAGAAAAGUAGAUAUGGCGUUGAAUCUUAUGAUUACACUAUUAAAUAUAGGCUAGAUGAUAACUAUUCUAAGAAAAUAUUUACAAACAAUCAUGAUUAUAAACAAAAUAACUAUAAAAGUAACAAGAGGAGCUAUUCAGACAGAUCUAAUAAAAAGUUUAGGCAAGGUAAAAAGAUAAACAGUGGGCAUCCCCUAGAAGAAAAGCAGAUGCCAAGACCUUUACAAGACCUUGUUGUUACUUCAGAACAACCAACAGAUUUGGUAGCUCAAGACAUAGCUGAAAAGUUAAAUGAGGACAAAAAGGAAUUACUUGCUAGGAUAGUACAAGUAACGGGAGCAAGUAAAGCUAUAGAAAUCUUUAAAGAAACGCAGAGGAUUGAAGCGGAUGGUGGAAUGCUUGUUAUGAAUGGUACUCGAAGACGCACAUCGGGCGGUAUAUUUUUCUUCCUAUUAAAACGCGACGAUGAAGUGUCGCAAGUAAUGAUUAACGAUAUAUUCAACGAGGAUCGUCUAAACCUGCGCAAAAUUAAGAAGACGCGCACCAAAAAUCGCCAGAAGGUCAUGGAGCAGUUGAAACAGAGCCUCACAGAUUCGGAGCUGCCGUCGUUACUUUCGCGGAGCGAGGCGGCAGUGCAGUCCGAGCACGGCUCCAAUCCCCCGCCGUCACCAGCAACAGACGCACGAGAGUGCUCGAGUGACACUGACGCGCAGUCGCACACGGAGCUGCCCCCCUCCCCGCCUCGCCCAAGCUCCCCCCUCCCGGACCGAACGGAACCACGUCCCGUGCAAAGUUACGAUGAUGACGAUUUCUUAGAAGUUAUGUGCAGUGAAGAUAUGGACCUCUUCUGAAUAUACGAGUUACCCCUGGUGCUGAGUGCCUCUUAAUUUUUAGAGCCAAGUGAUAUUAUUAGGCCCCCGUGUCUACAUUACUGUUACUGCUAUUAUGUGGUUUAGAAAUUGUGCGUUUUGUGUUUAAUGGUAUGGGCUCUUAAGGAACACGCAACAAAAAUGUGUGAGUUGAAAACAAUUGUAGUAUUUUGUGAGUCGUUACAUUAAUUAAUACCCAACGCAUUGGAUUUUGCUGACGAGUUUCUAACCCCAAUUUCAGUAACUAUUUGGACAGUUGCUAAACGGUGGUGCAUUAUCUUCCUAAAAAUGAUAUAUCAGUGAUUCAGGAAAAAAUUAUGUCAUAUGUGGCGAUGCUGGUUGUAUUAUCUCUGUGUUCCUGGUAUAAUUCUUAGUAAAGUUGACUACUCAUCUAACACCACGCUGCCAAAUUAUACGUUUCUUAUGUCAUCGAAUUGAGCAGCUUGUGAUAAAAUUUGUUUUUUUUAGAUAUUGUCAAUGUGUACUUGAAUAAUUCAUGUUAAGGCUGAUCGCACAUCACAUCACACAUUCGUACACGCCGCAUUAUAGCGUUCGACGUGUUUUAAUGGCAUAGUUUGCAUUUUGAAUAUUGAUCUUCAAAAUGACCUAAUCCUUUUUUUUUCUUCAUGUAACAAAAAGCCGCCCAUCUAUGGUACUUUGUACAUAGAAAGAUAACUAGGACACGCCACGUUGCAGCACAUUGAAAGGCCUAAAUCCUGUUAUUAUAAGGACCGAAGCAUACUUUACGUAAAGGUGGCUGUGAAAAUUAUUAUUGCAGUAGGACUAGCAAAAUGGUCCAUGUAAAAUUCCUAGUUUCCUGUAAUUUUUCUAUAUGCCACUUUCAGAGCCCAAGGUUGUUGUAAUUUUGACAACCCCGCCCUUAUUUUGUAUCUAUCUAUAUAUUUAAGGGAACCAGGAACCUCUGCGCAAAAUACCAGCUUUCUUAGUUUAGGCUGGGCCUUGAUCAGUCGGGACUUUUCUUAUUAUAAGUCAUUAAAAAAAUACAGUAUGUUGCGUUGCGGCCCGUGCGCAAGCUCGAUACAUCCAGUGUGAUACUGAGGAGUAUUCUCUUCUUUAUUUAUACAAAAAUAUAUCCUUCUUUUUCAUUAAA
Pararge aegeria (speckled wood butterfly) is the source of this 2455-nucleotide messenger RNA. RefSeq names its product phosphorylated adapter RNA export protein (gene Phax). The coding region runs from base 115 to 1326 and encodes 403 amino acids. Gene Ontology annotation, biological process: snRNA export from nucleus. The record is from RefSeq and is a predicted model, not a curated record. Lineage: Eukaryota; Metazoa; Arthropoda; Insecta; Lepidoptera; Nymphalidae. The transcript has 6 exons. Gene Ontology annotation, cellular component: nucleus.